AUGGCCAUCGUAGCCCGAUACGGGAAGCCUACAUAUUUCCUCACUAUCACUUGCAAUCCACAAUGGCAAGAGUUUCAGGAAAACCUCUACAACGGGCAGGCUGCAUUAGAUAGACCUGAUUUGACAGCAAGAGUUUUGCACGGGAAGUUGCAAGAAUUGUGUGAUGAUCUCUUCAAAAAACACGUACUUGGGGAUGUGGAAGACUAUGUCUACGUUAUUGAGUUUCAAAAACGAGGGCUUCCUUACUGCCAUAUGCUCUCGAUAAUGAAGGAAAGAUGGAAAGUACGGACAGUGGAAGGAAUCAGACAGGGGAUUAUUUUGCACGAGCAUCGCCCAAUACUAGAAAGAACUAGACGAGGAGGUUGUUUUCUAUAG
Messenger RNA from Necator americanus (New World hookworm), 375 nucleotides. RefSeq lists its product as uncharacterized. The transcript has a single exon. The record is from RefSeq and is a predicted model, not a curated record. Lineage: Eukaryota; Metazoa; Nematoda; Chromadorea; Rhabditida; Ancylostomatidae. The coding region runs from base 1 to 375 and encodes 124 amino acids.